GAGUAAACCUUCAAGUGGUGAAGUGUGCUCAAAUUGUACAGCAUUCGCCAGAUGAGACGUGCUGUGUGAUUUCAGCGAUAACAGUGAUAAGAGAGUGUCUCAAGGGAAUUUUCUCUUUGUGCUCCACUUGGAAUUACACGAGAUUUUCACAAAGUGUUCAAUAUCGUCAGUCGAAAUGACUGGUUUUGAGGAGAACGAACCUCUGCUGAAUGGAGACGCGCAGAAUAAAUCAUCCUUUUCGUAUCCUGACUUGGAGAGCAAUGACCACAGAUCCUAUGGAGCUGUCAAGAUAACUCUUCCGCGGCAGAUCCACCGAGAUCUAGUGUACACCUGGGAGAGCCUCGAUGUCUUCGGCGAUGUGGCUUCCCAGAGCAGUGGCGGCGGCGUCUGGUCGCGGUGGAAGCACUGUUUUAGCGGGAAGACGCAUCAGCCCAUGCGAACGCGCAAGCAUCUGCUGAAAAAUGUCUCAGGAUACGCGCGCGGUGGCGAAUUGCUGGCCAUCCUGGGCAGCUCCGGCGCCGGGAAGACAACCCUGCUCAACACACUGGCAUUUCGCUCUCCGUCCGGCAUUCACGUCUCUUCCAGCGCCGUGAGAGCGCUCAAUGGCAUCCCCGUGACGGCUUCUGAGCUCCGCGCGAGAUGCGCUUAUGUGCAGCAAGAUGAUCUCUUCAUCGGCUCUCUCACUGCCAGAGAGCACCUGAUCUUCCAGGCGAUGGUGCGCAUGGACAAGAACAUUCCCUACAGACAGAAACUCGAGCGCGUGGAUGAAGUCAUCUCUGAGUUGUCGCUGAUAAAGUGCCAAAACACGGUCAUUGGCAUUCCUGGGAGGAUCAAAGGUCUCUCCGGGGGCGAGAAGAAGCGCCUGUCUUUCGCUUCCGAAGCCCUCAUGGAUCCUCCGCUGUUGCUCUGCGACGAGCCCACCUCCGGCCUGGACUCCUUCAUUGCACACAGCGUGAUGCAGGUGCUGAAGAAUCUCGUGGAGAAGGGUAAAACCGUCAUCCUGACCAUUCAUCAGCCCUCGUCGGAGUUGUUCAGCAUGUUCGACAAACUCCUCCUCAUGGCGAGCGGAAGAGUGGCAUUCUUCGGAACACCGGCUCAAGCAACGCAGUUCUUCGCCAGAAUCGGAAGACCCUGUCCGACGAACUACAAUCCAGCAGAUCACUUCAUCCAAGUCCUGGCAAUUAGCACAUGCAAUGAGGAGGAAAGCCGGGAGAACAUCAACAAGAUCUGCGACGCCUUCAGCCAAGAUGAGAUUGCUGGAGAGAUCAGGAAGACCAUCAAGGCGAUGAGGAGCAGCGACAGUCACCCUGCGCCCAUCGACACUGUGAAGCGAUACAGAGCGCCGUGGAUGACUCAGAUUCGAGCCAUUCUCUGGCGCUCCUGGAUCAGCAUGAUGAAAGAGCCUCUCAUCAUGAAAGUGCGAAUCAUCCAGACUCUGAUGGUGUCCAUCCUCAUAGGCCUGAUCUACUUCCAGCAGAAGUUGAAUCAGAAUGGCGUGAUGAACAUCAACGGAGCGAUCUUUAUGUUCCUCACCAGCAUGACAUUCCAGAACGUCUUUGCCGUCAUUCACGUCUUCUGUGCCGAAUUGCCAGUGUUCCUGCGCGAGAGGAGGAGUCAUCUCUACCGCACAGACACCUUCUUCCUGGGCAGAACGCUGGCCGAAAUGCCCACUUUCAUCAUCCUGCCCAUUCUCUUCACGUGCAUCGCCUAUCCCAUGAUCGGCCUGUUGCCGCAAUUCGCCAACUUCGCCAUCUCCGCCGCCAUCAUGGCUCUCCUGGCCAACGUGGCCACAUCCUUCGGCUACCUCAUCUCCAGCAUGAGUUCCUCCACGUCCAUGGCGCUGUCCAUUGGCCCUCCCAUCAUCAUCCCAUUCUUGCUCUUCGGCGGUUUCUUCCUCAACUCCGCCUCGGUGCCCAUCUACUUCACCUGGCUCUCGUACCUCUCCUGGUUCAAGUACGGCAACGAGGCGAUGCUGAUCAACCAGUGGGCCAGCGUGCAGCCCGGAGAGAUCGUCUGCAACCACGCCAACAUCACGUGUCCCACUUCAGGAGCAAUCGUCCUGGAAACGCUCAACUUCAGAGAGGAGCACUUUAUGUACGACAUUCUGGGACUGUUCCUCCUCCUGAUCCUGUUUAGACUUCUGGCCUUCCUCACGCUGUGGUGGCGAGCGAGGAGUAGGGAAUAAGUCAUCAGCAAAGUAUUAAACUUGAGAAUCUCGAAAGCAAUUUAUGGGUAUUUUUGUGUUCUGUGUCUGUAAAUCACUAAAUAAGCAAGAGUUGGGUUUUCUAUAAAUGCAAUAAAGAUCACUGAAUGUUCUACUAUCGUACUUGUAAUCACAUAAUUCAUCUGUUUAUAGGGAGA
Messenger RNA from Phlebotomus argentipes, 2361 nucleotides. It is a transcript of the gene w, whose product is annotated as protein white. The transcript is spliced from 6 exons. The record is from RefSeq and is a predicted model, not a curated record. Gene Ontology annotation, molecular function: ATP binding; ATP hydrolysis activity; ABC-type transporter activity. Gene Ontology annotation, biological process: transmembrane transport. The coding region runs from base 176 to 2185 and encodes 669 amino acids. Gene Ontology annotation, cellular component: plasma membrane. Lineage: Eukaryota; Metazoa; Arthropoda; Insecta; Diptera; Psychodidae.